UUCCGGGUUACACAUUUUGGCGCUCCGUGAGAAAUUAAAUGACAAACUUUCCGGUCUGAGCUGCUCCAUCUGGAGCCAGCUUCAUUCGACCGAUAAUGUCCAAACUAGAGCAACCCUGCAAGGACGGGAAACGUUCCCCGCCGGUUAAGGUCCUGUCAGGUCAGCUGAGGGCGGCGGGGAUCCGGGGUACCGCUGACAGCGCGGAGGGAUACGUAAUCCGAGCGGGCAGGGGUCGCACUCUGCGCGUGUCUCUUGUAUGGAUGCAGGGCACGGUGCUGGAGGUCCAACUGGACGGGACCACCGUGAUGCUGAUGGACGAAACAGGGACUUUUGCCGUCCAGGGCGUUAAUAACAUUCCCAAAGGCAAACCGUGUUUGCUUCCAGGUAAAUAUGUAAUGGUGAUGGGCGUCAUCCAGGCUGUUUCCCCGGAGCCUGUGAUCCGUGCUGUGAAGAUGGCAGACCUCUCGGACUUUGCUGCGCUCCACAGACAGAUGUGGAAGCUGGAGGUGGAGGAACUGCAGCAAGUGUUAGCCUGAAUAUCAGACAGCUGAUGAGUACUGCUAGUUGCAUAGAGCAGGUGCAGUUGUAUGACUAAAUGAUGUUUGUGACUGAGGUUCAUCUUAUAUGAAAUGACUUAACCCAUUUUUCUCUUAUCCUGUGUAUCAUACUUUGUAAAUAUGUUUUUCAUGCACCAGAGUUGCAGUGACAUGUUUGUGUAAGGCAUAUUAAAUCUUAAUA
This is a messenger RNA of Poeciliopsis prolifica (blackstripe livebearer), 738 nucleotides long. RefSeq names its product RecQ mediated genome instability 2 (gene rmi2). The record is from RefSeq and is a predicted model, not a curated record. Bases 96 to 536 code for a protein of 146 amino acids. NCBI's taxonomy places the organism in Eukaryota, Metazoa, Chordata, Actinopteri, Cyprinodontiformes, Poeciliidae. Gene Ontology annotation, cellular component: nuclear speck; cytosol. Gene Ontology annotation, biological process: negative regulation of double-strand break repair via homologous recombination; DNA repair; regulation of sister chromatid segregation. The transcript is spliced from 2 exons.